Messenger RNA from Histoplasma capsulatum G186AR, 426 nucleotides. RefSeq lists its product as uncharacterized. The record is from RefSeq and is a predicted model, not a curated record. The coding region runs from base 1 to 426 and encodes 141 amino acids. NCBI's taxonomy places the organism in Eukaryota, Fungi, Ascomycota, Eurotiomycetes, Onygenales, Ajellomycetaceae. The transcript is spliced from 6 exons.
AUGGGAGCAGGGACAACCAGCAGGGUACUGAUACCUUGGUACAGCAGAUACGGGUACGGCUACUGCCAAUCAGGCAGGUGGCAUCCAUUCCAGGCCCUGGCAGCUUGGGCGGGAAUUUCCAAUACGUGGUACGCAGGACAGCUCACAGGGCGGCGUAUCAGAAUACGCAAUGUAGCGUGUACGGUGCAGUGUGUCCAACGGUCAUCCAACGAUCCAACGGACGAGGCCGGUUUCAAGUUCUCAUUACGGAUUAUCUUUAGCCCAGAAGUGACACAUCCAUAUGCAGGAACAUUUUUCUGGGAGCGCCAGGGGCUCUACGAGGAUAAAGCUAUAAGUAUUGUAGGUAGAUCGAACCUGUCCUCCGAUGACUCGUUUUUGGUCAACUAUCAGCAGCAUGCGGAGGAUCCUCUCAAAAGUUUUGAUUAG